Messenger RNA from Zasmidium cellare ATCC 36951, 1587 nucleotides. RefSeq lists its product as uncharacterized. Gene Ontology annotation, biological process: oxalate metabolic process. The transcript is spliced from 2 exons. Lineage: Eukaryota; Fungi; Ascomycota; Dothideomycetes; Mycosphaerellales; Mycosphaerellaceae. The record is from RefSeq and is a predicted model, not a curated record. The coding region runs from base 1 to 1587 and encodes 528 amino acids.
AUGAGACUCAACAGCGCCUUGCUGGCAUGCAUUCUUGCAGCCAUCUCUCCCUGCGUGGCUGCGCCCACCUUCCGCAAGCGACAAGGAUCACAGAUCGUGGGACUGCCAAACGGCCCUGAGAUUGACAAUUCAGACAUUGAUUACCAUCCAGUCGGCCCUGUUGGAGCAUCUGGUAGUCCCUACGGUGGACGGGAACUGCUCGGGAACAGUGGCGAUGGCAAGCCAGCGACGGAUGUUGGACCAAACGUGCCUGCCAAAACAGGUUCAAAUGCUCAGAAUGCUGGACAGUACACUUUAGUAUCUGGACAGGAAGCUGAGGCUGAUCUGGGGUUGUAUCUGGAUUUAUCAGAAGUUGAGAAUCCGCAACCCAUCCGUGGUGGGAACGGUGCAGCGGACGCUGGGCCUCGCAACGAAGAGGUUCAGAGACAGAACAGCGACCUUCUUGCUCGACCUGGCACUGAUAUGGGCGACAUCCCAAAUGCAAAGUGGCCGAUGGGACUUUCAAGUGCACGGUCUGGUACUGGUGGUGGUAAUCCUGGAUGGGCGCGGCAGCAGAAUACAAAUGAGUUGCCUGUGGCAGCCGCGAUGGCGAGUGUGGAUAUGAAUCUUGGGCCCCACGCAUGUCGAGAGUUGCAUUGGCAUUCAGCAAACGAGUGGGCGUAUAUCCUCUCUGGAGGUGUUCGCAUCGCUGCUGUGAAUCAGAACGGACAGUCUUACGUUGAUGAUUUGCAAGCUGGGGAUCUUUGGUUCUUCCCAGCAGGCGUCCCGCACUCAAUCCAAGCCGAUGACCGCGGCGUCGAGUUCCUCCUCGUCUUCAACCAAGGUGAUUUCUCCGAAGACGCAACCGAUCUCGUCACCGAACUCUUCGCCCGCAACCCGCUCCAAGUCCUCGCCAAAAACUUCCAAACCGACGUCUCAACCUUCAAGAACCUCCCCCGCGACCAGCGCUACAUCUUCAACGGCAGUCCCUUCGAGCAGUCUCUUCAAGAAACCAAAGAUAGCACCACCGGCCCCGCCGGGUCCCUGCCCCAAAACGAAUCCUACAGCUACCACCUCUCCGCACAAGAACCGUACACCGUCCCCGGCGGCAGCGUCAAAAUCGUCGACCCCUCCACCUUCCCCAUCGCCAACAACUUCAGCGCCGCAAUCUUCACUAUCGACCCGGGCGCCAUGCGCGAAAUCCACUGGCACCUGACCUCCGACGAAUGGAAUUUCUUCCUUCAAGGCCAAGGCCGCGUGACGGUUUUCACAGGCCCGACCAACUCCCGCACUUUCGACUACCAAGCCGGCGACGUGGGCUACAUCACCGACGCAAGCUCGCACUACGUCGAAAACACGGGCGACGAUCCACUCGUGUAUAUCGAGGUCUUGCAGGCGCCGCGGUAUAUCGAUAUCAGCGCCGCGCAGUGGUUGGCGCUCACGCCGGCGCAGGUCGUGAGGGAGACGUUGAAUGUGCCGCAGGGGUUCAUUGAUAAUUUGCCCAAGACGAAGAGGUAUAUUGUUCCCGGGUCGACGAAUCGUACGCAGACGAAUUUUACUGUCGCGGAGUAUCCCAAUGCGAGGUUGAAAGCGAGUGGAAGUACAUGA